ACCUCAAGCAACAACCCCCACUCCACUCCGAUCCAGUAGCCUCGUGUCAUGAUUCGACGCGUCAAGUUGGCACUUGCGUGCUCAGCAUUCGCUAGUGCAGUCGUCGUCAACGCUGAACUAGAAGACGUUCCAAGUUUCUCUGUUCCGUCGUUCGACUACACUUCCUUGCAAACGGAGGAUACACCGAACCGCAUGCUCCAAGCUUUAGAGCGUGGAGGCAUCAUUGCACUCAAGAAUAUCCCCAACUACGGCAACGUCCGCGAACGGUUCUUAACCAGUGCAGUGCAAUGCGCCGUGGCGUCGGAAAACACCGACGAAGGUGUGCGUUAUUUGUCGACCAAGCAGUUCCACGAUGGCACUCGUCGCCUCACCUUGCGAGCUGCUGCUGGACGUGAACUCAUGGAGACAGACACGGAGACGCUCAGUGCGAUGGCAGCCAAUUGUCCAGGCCACCGCGAACUCUCCGAAGAGUUCAGCGGUAUUUUAGAGCGAGCAGUGGACACGUUCGCUUCAGUUCUCGAUCAGACCGGGUUCAAAAUGGGCGACGGUGAACGCCACAUCAGUGCACGGAAACUUAUUGGCGACGCUAAGCGUCUCGACCAUUUCCACGCCUACGAAGCUGCAGCUUCGCCACCAGCCUCUACGCGUCGGUCUCUUUCAGCUCAAGAAAUAGAGCAAGACUUGUCCUUAGCUAUGCAUGAAGACCACGGACUCUUUAUCGCUAUGUCUGCCCCAAAGUUCUUCUCGGUUCACAACGGGAAUACCCGUGAACGUCGUCUCAAGUCCGACGCCUCUGGUUUGGUCAUCGGAGCAGCCGAACUGGACGAGAUUGUACGUCCACACUUGAAGGACGAUGAACUGGUGAUCAUGAUGGGUACAGGAGCGUCCCGUUGGCUGGAAACCAGUCACCACCUCCCUGCUGUCAUGCACGGCAUGAGGAUGCCUAAAGAAAUGGUUUGGGACGACGACGCGACGCCAGGACAACGGAAUCUCCGCGCCUGGUUUGGGAAAAUGACCUUGUUGCCUUCGUAUCAACGUUUACUCGAGAGUAAAAUGGACUUUGACGAGUUCACUAACCGAACUACUCGCCACUUGCUGGCGAAUGGCGCCUCAAACGACGACCUCAAGGUGAUUGGCUGCGCUGGUGGACGUCAUUUAGUCGAGUCGGAAGGAAGCUGCACGUACUCGAUUUGCACCCUACGGCCUGGUGUGGAGAAACCUCCGACUGUGGGCUGUCACCAAGCCUGCAACUAUCACACCGAGUUCUUUGACGCCAAAUGCGAGAAGAAAUGUGACUGUUCUGGCACCACGACUCAAGCUGAUGUUGUCCCCUGGAAUACCAGGAAUGCUCCGGGCUCAAGAUGA
Molecule: messenger RNA, 1365 nt
Organism: Phytophthora infestans T30-4
Lineage: Eukaryota; Oomycota; Peronosporomycetes; Peronosporales; Peronosporaceae
Exons: 2
Coding region: 49-1365 (438 amino acids)
Source: RefSeq, a predicted model, not a curated record